Molecule: messenger RNA, 3569 nt
Organism: Puntigrus tetrazona (Sumatra barb)
Lineage: Eukaryota; Metazoa; Chordata; Actinopteri; Cypriniformes; Cyprinidae
Product: NACHT, LRR and PYD domains-containing protein 12-like
Molecular function (GO): protein binding
Source: RefSeq, a predicted model, not a curated record
AAGAGUGAGGAAGUAGGAGGGACUGCAGAAAAGAAAACCCACAAAAACAUCCUGCAGAGAGAAGAAAAAUGAAGAAAACUUUCUCCUAAGAAUUGAAUGUUUCAGAACUUCUGUUCAAGACACAGUUAACUGGAGAAACAAGGAACAUCUGAUUAAUCGGGCUGUAAGUAUGUGAAGGAUGAUGGCGUCUGUUAAAGAGCUGCUCGUAGAUUCACUGAAGGAGCUGGUAGAAGCUGAACUGAAAGAGUUUCAUUGGCGCUUAAAUUGUGAGCAUUUAUCAAGGUCUGAAUUGGAAAAGGCGGAUAGAUUUGACACAGUAGACAAGAUGAUAAAAUGUUUUGGACCAGAUGAAGCUGUGAAGGUUACAGUAGAGAUGCUGAGAAAGAUGAAGCAAAAUUAUCUGGCUGAACAGUUGGAGAAAAAUUACAAGCAAGCUCAGACUGAGGGCAAUAUGAAGAAAUCUGCUGCGGUUGGAGGUGAUUCACUACAUAUCCGGGAGCUGCAAAACUUUUUUGAAUCUCACAAAACAAACAUGAAGAAUAAAGCUAAAUGUAUUUUUGAAGGAAACAAAGAAAAUGAAGCACAACUCAAGGCUGUUUACACAGAUCUGUUCAACAGAGGAGAUAUGAAAGAGGUCAAUCACGAACAUGAGAUUCUGAAGAUUGAUGAUGCUUUUAAGAUUAAAAAAACACAGGACAAACCGAUCAAAUGCAAUGAUAUAUUUACUGAACUGAGGAAAAACAGUCAGAAAAAUACUGUGCUGACCAAAGGAGUCGCUGGCAUAGGAAAAACUGUCUCUGUGCACAAGUUCAUCCUGGACUGGGCAGAAGGAGAAUCUAACCAGGAUAUUCACUGUGUGUUUCUGCUUCCAUUCAGAGAAAUUAAUUUAAUGACAAAUGAAGAUUUCAGUCUCCAUGAGUUUCUGCUGGAAUUUUAUCCUGACCUGGAGAACCUGGAGAAAUCAAAGCUAUAUAAGGGAUGUAAGCUAGCAUUUAUAUUUGAUGGACUUGAUGAGAGUCGGCUGCCUCUAAAUUUUAGAUGGAAAUCAAUGAAAACUACUGAGAAAAAAGCAUCUGUAGAUGUGCUCUUUACAAGUCUGGUCAAAGGAACUCUGCUUCCAUCAGCUCUUGUCUGGGUCACAUCACGACCAGCAGCAGCCAAUCAGAUUCCUCCUCGGUAUGUGGGUUUGUUUACAGAGGUGCGAGGAUUCACUGACCAACAGAAGGAGAAGUACUUCAGAAAGAGAAUCAAAGAUGAGAGUCUGUCCUCCAGAAUCAUCUCACACAUUAAGACGUCUCGUAGUCUCUACAUCAUGUGCCACAUUCCUGUGUUCUGCUGGAUCACAGCCACAGUACUUCAGGAUAUUCUCACUGAGAACAGUGAAGUGAAGAUCAGCACAACACUCACUGAAAUGUACAUUCACUUCCUGCUUAUACAGAUGGACAUGAAGAACCAGAAAUAUGAAGAACAAGAAGAAAGAGAAUUCAUAGAACACUUAGAAGCAAACAGGGAAAUUAUUUUGAAAUUAGCCAAGUUAGCAUUUGAACAGCUAAAAAAGGAAAACAUUGUGUUCUAUAAGGAUGAUCUAAAAGAAUGUGGUAUUGAUGCGAGUAAAGACAUUGAGUUCACAGGAAUGAUUGCUGAGAUCUUCAAAAGGGAACAUGGAAUUCAUGGAGCAAAGGUCUUCUGCUUUGUGCAUCUGAGUGUUCAAGAGUUUCUUGCUGCAGUGCAUGUGUUCAUCUGCUAUCUGAACAAGAACAUGCAGGAGCUUCAGUUUUUCUUUGAUGAGCCAGAAGAAAAUAUAACAAUGGAGACGUUACUGCAGAAGGCUAUUGAAAAAAACAUGAACAAUAAGAGAGGACAUCUGGACCUGUUCCUACGGUUUUUGUUGGGCAUUUCACUGAAAUCCAGUCAACACCUGCUUAAAGGCCUGUUCCAACACAACGAAGACUCCACAGAGAGUCUCUCAAAAAUAAGUGAAUACAUUAAACAAGAACAAAACAAGCACAAUAUCUCAGAUGAAGCUCUAGUCAACCUAUUCUACUGCUUACUUGAACUCAAGGAUCAUUCAAUAUAUGAGGAAAUCCAGAGUUACCUCAGUUCAGAUGAACAUCCAGAAAGAGAUCUCUCAUCUUCAAUGUGCACAGUCCUGACCUACAUACUGUUGAUAUCAGAGAAGGUGCUGGAUGAGUUCAACCCAAAGAGGUUCACAUCAUCAUCUUCAAAUUCCGCUAUACUCUUGUCAGCUGUGAAAUGCUGCAGAAAAGCACUAUUUGAUGGCUGUGGUUUUAAUGAAACAUGCUGUGAAACUGUGUCUUCUGCUCUACAAUCAUCAAACUCUCAUCUGAUAGAGCUGAACCUGAGCAGCAAUCACCUGCAGGAUUCAGGAGUGAAGCUGCUUUCUGAUGGACUGAAGAGUUCACACUGUCGACUGAACAUACUGAGGCUGAGUGGUUGUAAUUUCACUUCUCAAUCCUGUGAAAGUUUGUCUUUAGCUCUACAGUCCUCAAAAUCUGUCCUGAGAGAGCUGGAUCUGAGUAACAAUGACCUUCAGGAUUCUGGAGUUAAACUUCUUUCUGAAGGACUAAAGAGUUUAAACUCUAAGCUGGAGAUACUGAGAUUUUCCAUCUGUAAUCUCACCGCACUGUCUUGUGGGAGUUUGUCAUCAGUUUUACAAUCUUCAAACUCUGUCCUGAGAGAGCUGGACCUGAGUAACAAUGACCUGCAGGAUUCAGGAGUGAAGCUUCUUUCUGAUGAAAUAAGGAGUCCAAACUCUAAGUUAGAGACACUAAGGUUGUCUGGCUGUAUGGUGACUGAGAAAGGCUGUGAAUAUAUAUUUUUAGCUCUGAGUUCAAACCCUUCACACCUGAAAGAGCUGGAUCUGAGCUACAAUCACCCAGGAGAUUCAGGAGUCAAGCUAAUCUCAGAAAAACUGGAGGAUCCACACUGCUCACUGAACAAACUCAAUGUGUAUCAUGGAGAGGAAUCCAGGAUUAUAGCAGGACUGAAGAAAUAUGCCUGUUUUCUCACACUGGAUGCAAACACAGCAAGCAAUCAUCUCCUUCUGUCUGAGGACAACAGAAAGGUGAUGUGGGUGCCUCAUUGUAAUCAGCUAUAUCCGGAUCAUGCAGACAGAUUUGAUAAUCCUCAGGUGUUUUGUCGAGAAAGAGUGUAUGGGCGCUGUUACUGGGAGAUUGAGUGGAGUGGAGAAGUGUAUAUAGCAGUGUCAUAUAAAAGCAUCAGAAAGAAGGGACGAAGUUAUGAGUGUUGGUUUGGAGGUACCGAUCAGUCCUGGAGUUUGUUCUGCAAUUCUGUAUAUUACUCAUUCAGACACAAUAACAAAGAGACUCAUCUCUCUGUGAAGCCCAUCAUCAUCAGAAAAACAGAAGUGUUGAAGUUCCAUAGAACAGGAGUGUAUGUGGAUAAGAGCGCAGGAACUCUGUCCUUCUACAGCAUCUCUGACACAAUCACACAUAUCCACACAGUCCAGACCACAUUCACUCAGACCCUCUAUCCUGGGUUUACUGUGUCUUAUUUCGGAUCACUGGAUCUGUGUUGAUGAAUCAGAA